Messenger RNA from Polypterus senegalus (gray bichir), 4490 nucleotides. RefSeq names its product serum amyloid A-like 1 (gene saal1). The coding region runs from base 212 to 1666 and encodes 484 amino acids. The transcript is spliced from 13 exons. NCBI's taxonomy places the organism in Eukaryota, Metazoa, Chordata, Cladistia, Polypteriformes, Polypteridae. The record is from RefSeq and is a predicted model, not a curated record.
UGUGCGGGCUCCCGUAAGAAUGCAACACCGGGAGAAGUUCCCUGGGAAACACGGACACUUAAGGAGGGAGUUUUAAACAGGGUCCCGAAUCGGGACUUGGAGCGAAACUAUUUUAUCGCAUACCUUGUAAAGAAGUGAACUUGGGAAAGUGAAGAGAAAGCUGGCACUGGCGUACCUGCGGUAGUCAAGGUGGACCCGGCGUGACUGAGCCAUGGAAAGAAAUUCUGAGUACCAGGAUAAUGAAAGCAGCAUCUCGACAGGUUCUGACAGCUCCCCAGGCAUGGACAGGAAUCCCUCUCCACCAGCCAGUGAUGAUGAGGAUGAUCCAGUUGAUGACGCCAUUGGAGACACCGCCUACAGCAAGCACUGGCUCGUCAGAACACUGACAAAGCUCAUUCAGCCCCUAUCAAAUCAGCAUGAAAAUGCAGAAGGAGCAGAUGAAAGUAGUCAACCUGAUUUGGAUGAGGAUAUUGAGAGCGAGAUUUGCAAAGUCUGGGACAUGUCAAUGGAUCAGGAUGUAGCUGCUUUUCUGCAAGAAUUUAAAGCGGCAGACAUCUUACUGGAAGUCAUCGUUAAGUCUCGUUGUCCCAGAUUGACGGAAAUCUGUGUUGGCAUUCUUGGCAAUAUUGCUUGCUUCCCAGAGACCUGCCAGUCCAUAAGCAGAAAUGAUGACCUUGGGGAGGUGCUGCUGCUGCUAUUAGGAGAUUCAGAUCCUCCAACACUUCUGGAAACAAGCAGGUUGCUGUUGACAUGCUUGUCUCAACCAGAAGUCUCCCCUUGCUGGAUAGAGCGGAUAAAAAAUCAGAAAACUGUGUGUGAGAACAUCUGCUUCAUCAUGUCAAGCUCUACUUCUGUGGAUUUACUUGUGAAGGUGGGAGAGGUAGUAGACAAGAUGUUUGAUUUGGAUGAAGAAUUGAUGAGACACUGGAUUGGGAAUGCUGCUGAGGCAUCAACUGGAAACAACCGUGAAGAUGAAGAGCCUAAAGCAAUUGCUGAUACCUUGGGUAUUGCUCCAUGUUUGCUUGAGGCAAUCAAGCAACUGAGGCAUGAAAGCCCUGAUGGACUUGAGGUUUAUAUGCAUAUUUUGCAGCUUCUUACUACUGUGGAUGAGGGCAUCCAAGCUAUAGUGGUGUCUGCAGAGAUAGGUGAAAACACAUGGAGUCUGCUCUGUGACAUUGUGUGUAAUGACCUUUGCCAGCCUGAUGACCCCCCAAUUGUUAUACAGGAACAGAAGAUUCUAUUGGCAUCGAUUCUGUCUGUAUUGUCAGCCAUGUUUGCUUGUCAGUCCCAGCAUGCCUACAGCAAGAUGGACAGAAACCUGAAACUGAUAGGCAGUCUAUUCAGGGUGCUGCAGUAUCUGCGGGAGUGUCAGCAGAGGGAGACCAAUGAACAGAGUAAAACAGAUGGGGUUCAAGAGGAACAGAUGACCAUCCUUCAGGAGACCUGUUGUGAAUUCCUCUCCAACAUUCUUACAGAACUACCCAAGGAGACGACCCUGGAACUAAUCCAGGAAGGUUAUCUGAGUGAGGAGUCUUGCAAUACAGCCUUUCAGAGCUUGCUGCCUCUGUACAGCUCAGCGAUGCAGCAUUUCUUUGGUGUGCUCAUGGAUGUAAACAAGAAGCUAGCUAUGAACCUUCUUAAUGAGUUCCCCAUCCUUAAACCUUGAAGAUAAUAUUUGAAACUACCUGUGUUGGACAGAGCUUGACCUCCUGGUUUGGUACCAUUUCAACUACUUCCUAAAAAAAGAUGGAUCAACAUUUUUCAUGAAAGUUGUCUAUUAACACCAUCCAUGCCAUGCAGGUUUUUAUUCCCAACUACCCAUGAGCUAAUCCUCCAACUUUUGUUGAGUUUUCCUUUUCAGACUGCAUUUCUGGUGAUCAGUCUCUUGGAAUACUGUUGACACUCUAACUAGACUCAUUGAAGUUUGCAUUUGUGGACACAUACAUAAUUUUUUUAUUAUAAAAUGUGACAGACUUUUGUGUUUGUUCCGACUGGUAGUGACAAUUAAGGUCUUUUCUGGGCAACAGAAGGAUCUUCAAGUGAAUAAGUGGCUGCUUUAAAUUCUGCUUUGUGUGGACAAACUUGAUCAGAAAGACAAACACAUGGCCCACAAAAUAUCUACCAAAAAUAUUAUGUAGUGUCUGAAUAGUUUUAAAUGUAGCCAGCUACACUGGAACAUCUUAUUGAAUUUAUCCUGUAUCAUGAAUAAUUAAGGACUCAUUUUGUGGACCUUUUUAUUUUAGAAUGUUUAGCUCUUAUGUUUUUUGAUUGCUUAUAGAAUUAGCUGAAUCCAUCAGACUCCCAAAGUUUAUUAACAUGUACUGAUAACCAUCAACUGUCAAGGUGGUUUGUAAAAAGAGACUGUUUGUUUUGCAAACUUGAAACGUAUGAUCUGUGAAAUUUGUUUUUAAAUGGGUUUGUCUUUAAAGAGUUGUGGUACAAUGAGUCCAGUUUAAUACUUAUGAUAGGCAUCAUAAUGUAAGAGCCUUUUAGCUAAAAUUUGUAUGCUUGACCAAAAUGUACAGUACUGUUAAAGAAGGGCUUGAGCUGCAUUGCUCUUUAUAGUUGUGAAACCUAUUAAAUGAGUGUUUACUCUAGAUGUGACCUUAUAACAAUUCCACCUUGGGGAUUAACAAAGUAUAUCCAAAACAAAAAUUCUAGAAAUUACAGAAAUAAGGUAAAUUAGUAAAUAACCAUAAUUGCACUAAUCAUUGCACCCACAUGAUUUGCAGUAAAAGCCUCAUGCGGAGAAAUAACUGAAAAUGUUAGUCAGCUAUGGCUUUUAAAGGGCCUCUGUCAGUUGGCAUCGGUUUAACCAGAGUCUUGUUACACUUACUGAUUUCAGGUAUAUUUCAAUAUUUUUUUGGAUUUUCUUUCUGAACAUUGCAGUUUAGAAUCCCAUUUGUACCUCUUUAACAGGGAGAACAUAUUAUUAUUGUUGCAUUGUUUUGUAUUUUUAUGUACUUUGAUUUUCUUUCCACUUCCCAAAUACUGUAUGUGUUUGUUUGGCUGCUUGGCAACUCUAAAAUGACUGGCACCUUGUCCAGAGCUUGUGCUCAAUGCUGCCUGAACUGCAGAUAUUGAAUCUUUGCUUCAGAGUACAAAAAUGUUUUAUAUUAAGGUGAUGCUUAAGGUUAUGCUGAACUUAAUGGAUGGCUCGGGAAAUCAAAGUUUUAACAAAAUAACUUCUUUUCUCAUUUGCAGAAGGAAAAAAGGCAAUUGGAAGUGACGAAUCAUAUUAGUCUGAGAAGUUGGGAAUGUAGAAAACUCAAAUUGGAAAAAUGUGCUUGUAGUUAAGACAGAAUCCAGCCUACACUUGGUCAAUUGCAAGGUACACUGACAUGUCAGCCUAAAGUUAACAUAUUAGCUUAAGUUAUUGAACAAGGAAGGAGAACAUGGGCUGAAAUAAUUUAAGAUCACAUCUUAGACAAAACAUUACAAAUCACACAGUUAAUUGCAUAUUUGUUUAAAUACUGUUAUCUAUAACACAACAAACUUUAUAUUGGCCAAAGCUUACAUUUUUAAACUUCAAGUUAUUUUUACAAAGCUUACUUUCUAAUAUGGGCCUAGUAAUGAACUUAUCAUAUUCACAUUAUCACAGAGUACAGAUACUGUAAAUAAAUAAAACAAAAAAUAUUGAACACAAAAAGUAAUGUAGUAUGUACACAUACACUGUAGAUCUACAUUUUGUUAUUAAUAGAUUCUAUUAAAACUCCUAAAACAUCCAAACAUCAAAAGCCAUUUUGAAAAUACUUUUUUAUGUUAUAACCUUACACAUUAUUUUCAUUAGUAAAGCAAAAAUAAGCAAGUGUGCCCUCUAUGUUGUCAUGGCUGUAGACAUCAGGGACUUUUUAUGUUAUUAAAGUGAUGGAUUAUAUGCAGUCUGUCAUCAGAAGUAGUCCCAUGCAAUUGUGGCGUGUGUCCAUGUAAUAAUCUCCGGGGUAAUUAUUAGUCACAUUCUGCAGAUGGUCUGAACAAAAAAAAAAAUGGAAAAGUCAGGAUGUUUGCUUUCCAGCUCUGCACAUAAAGACUAAAUUGACGUGAACCCACACUGGUGGUCUGUGAAUGUGGAAAAUUUCCUCAUCUUAAAUGAUGCAUACAGACUUCCUCGGGGGCUGCCUGCCACUGCACCCUUGUUACUUUUAUAUUCUUUGACAAGCUAAAUUAUGUUUACUUGACCUGUCUACACUUGUCUGUUCUUUUUCCAAUAUGUUUUAUAUAAACAUUCCCAGAGUUAUGUUGUGAUUUAUCAUCAGAGGGUGAGACAUUGGAUAGUGUUCCAGAGUGGGCACCGGGAUCAAACUGUUUCAUGUAUGUGGCGUCCCAUAGGUGGGACGAUGCUUAUAGACCCUGCAGCGCUGGAGACUUGGAUCACAUUCCCAGCCUGCUCACUUGUGGCGAGGAGCUUGCACAAUGGCCAUGUCUCUUUUCUUCUGAAUUCCAAAGACAAGACUCUAAAUUGUUCUACUGUCGGAGAGUCUGAGUGUGAC